UCUAACGCGGUGAUUCGCCAUCGUACGUCGCCAUGGGGGGGUCAUCCAUGUCUCGAUCCUUCGCUGUUUUCACCAACGCGGGAGGCUAAUAGGCGAGACGAACCUCAUACAAUUUAUGUCGCAUUUGCUGGGCUUUCGGUCCUGGAAAGAGGAGCCAUGAGCAUCGACGACAUGUUGCCUUGAUGAUUGAUGAUGGCUGGCCAAAGCUUGUCAACAUGGAUUCUGCUUCGUGAACUGGCUGCUUGAUGAAUCAACAUGUCCCGAUCAGGUCGUCUGCUGCUAGUUCCAGUAGUAAUAUCUGUACCGGUACAUUCGUGCUUGUACCUAUUGUUGGUCGUGAGGCCAACCGUCCGUAGCACUCGGUUAUGGGCUCGUGCAAAAAAAGACCGCAACUCCAAGUCUCUGUACACGGAUACAACGGGAAUACGCAGUCUAGACAGUCAAAUCUCGGCCGGGAACCCUAGAUUUGACCAAUGGUGGCUUGUGGCCGUUUCUCCGGCACCAGAAACCACUAUGCCUGUUCCUGGAUUCUGCAGCGUUGGUGAUUUUGCCCACAUGUGUGUGCUCAUCUGCCCACCCUCUGACCGAGUGGAAGGGCCAUGUAUGGACAAAUUAGGCUUCACGGAUCCGUUCUUCCGUCAUAGCUUACUCUGGAGAGAUUGGCCAAGACCAAACGCGCAUAUGAGCCCAGUCCCGCGGCGCAAUCAGAUGGGCUUAGUGAGGUGAGGCCCCAGGGGAGGCCGAGAAAGGAAAUGGCCGAGUCCACGAUGGAUGCACUUUGGGGGUAGGCUGGACUGUUAGUUUACAGUAGGCUCCGAGCAAGCGUGGGCAACUAAAAUGCGAAUGGGUGGCUUGCCACCGUUGCUGACUCUCUUCUUCUUUUCUUCUUCUUUUCUGUUC
This is a messenger RNA of Trichoderma harzianum CBS 226.95, 900 nucleotides long. RefSeq lists its product as hypothetical. The record is from RefSeq and is a predicted model, not a curated record. The transcript is spliced from 2 exons. The coding region runs from base 256 to 726 and encodes 156 amino acids. Lineage: Eukaryota; Fungi; Ascomycota; Sordariomycetes; Hypocreales; Hypocreaceae.